AACGCUAGGGCCCCUGCCGGACUCCACGGCCGUGAUACCCCAGAGCCAGGUCCAGCCUGGGGUCCUAUCUUGGCCUCUUCUUCCUCCCUCGGUCUUUCUUCACUCCCUCCCAGGCUCCCUCUCCCCCUCGCGCAGUGGUUCGACCCAUCUCGGAGGCGUCUCCCCGGGGGCUGGUGUUGAUGCGCAUGCGCGAGCUCCAGCUGUGCGCUGCCCGGGCUCAGCAAUCCGGGGCUGCGCCGGUGGUGGCCGCCAGCCCCGCGCGGGCUGUCGCCAGGGCAGCUCAAGCCACGUGGUGAGAGACCUCCCUGCCCCCCGCUCAUCGGUCCCGCCGCCUCUCAGCCUCCCGGUUGGGGUCGCGAGAUACCGUUGCCCUAGGCGACUUCCCAGGGCCGGCGCCUGGCUGGCCACGGCCCCAGCUCCCAGACCGUUCGGGCCUCACCUGCCCAGCGAGCGCCCGGUGAGGGCUGCCAGGCAACGAUGAAGGUUCUCCUACUGAAAGACGCCAAGGAGGAGGACGGUGGCCAGGAUCCCUACGUCAGGGAAUUUGGGUUACAUGGACUCGAAGCCACUUUGAUCCCUGUUUUAUCAUUUGAGUUCUUGUCUCUUCCCAGUUUCUCGGAGAAGCUGUGUCAUCCAGAAGCGUUCGGAGGACUCAUUUUCACCAGCCCCAGAGCCGUGGAAGCAGUGGAGCUGAGUUUGGGGACGGGCAAUAAGACGGAAGUCUGGAAAAAGUCUCUGAAAGAAAAAUGGAACGCUAAGCCGGUGUAUGUGGUUGGAAAUGCCACCGCUUCUCUAGUGAAUAAAAUUGGCCUGGAUACGGAAGGAGAACACUGUGGAAAUGCAGAAAAGCUUGCAGAAUACAUUUGUUCCAGGAUCCCCAUGGAGAGCAUAACCGUCUAUCAGAAGAUUCCACACCCGGGAAUCCAGGUGAACCUGAAUAGCUACUAUUCCGAGCAGGGCGUUCCAGCCAGCAUCACGUUUUUCAGUCCCUCUGGCCUUGCGUACAGUCUCAAGCACAUUCAGGAGUUGUCUGGUGACGACAUCAAUCACAUUAAGGUGACGUAUUCAAUGAGGUUUUGGUCUUUUUCAGAUUUUUUUAUAGCAUUUUUACUGAUUAUCCCAGAGUUUCCCUAGAAAAGUCAAAGCACUCCUGACCUAGCAGGCACCCCAUGGCAGCUCGGCAGAACGGGAAAGGCAGGGCCUAGGAGUCCCCCAGCCCCCAGCCCCCCGCCUCAAGCUCGGCAGCGCCUCUGCCUGACUGGCAGUCUGGGACAAGUGACCUAACCCCCCUGAGCCUGUUUCCUCACUUGUCACGGGAGGAUAACCAUGUCUCUGUGGCCUUUGUGGACAUGUAGAGGGUCUUCCCUGAUGGACCAGUCCCCGGAUGGGAUGGGAGGGUUCAGGUGAAGCCCUGGCACAGGUGCGGCAUCCUUUUCCUUCGGUCCCAUCUGAGCGUCCUGAAAUUGUCUGUCCUCAAAGCGGUCCCCUUUCAUGUCUUUUACUUCAAAGGGU
This is a messenger RNA of Pteropus alecto (black flying fox), 1512 nucleotides long. RefSeq names its product uroporphyrinogen III synthase (gene UROS). The coding region runs from base 478 to 1134 and encodes 218 amino acids. Gene Ontology annotation, molecular function: uroporphyrinogen-III synthase activity. Lineage: Eukaryota; Metazoa; Chordata; Mammalia; Chiroptera; Pteropodidae. The record is from RefSeq and is a predicted model, not a curated record. Gene Ontology annotation, biological process: uroporphyrinogen III biosynthetic process. The transcript has 8 exons.